This is a messenger RNA of Monodelphis domestica (gray short-tailed opossum), 4369 nucleotides long. RefSeq names its product nephrocystin 1 (gene NPHP1). Gene Ontology annotation, cellular component: cytoplasm; cilium. Gene Ontology annotation, molecular function: protein binding. NCBI's taxonomy places the organism in Eukaryota, Metazoa, Chordata, Mammalia, Didelphimorphia, Didelphidae. Gene Ontology annotation, biological process: protein localization involved in establishment of planar polarity. The record is from RefSeq and is a predicted model, not a curated record.
UGUGUGCGCCCGCGCAGUGAUGGCGUCACUGUCGGUCGCCUCCGCCGCCACGUCGGUCUCCUUGACGACGAGCGGAGAAGCCUCCGGGUUCCCCCGGGCGCCGGGUGGGAGCUGCCAUGCUGAGCGGGAGGGGCCGAGGGCCCCUGCAGACCGUGCAGCGCCGCAGUCAGGAUCUUCGGCAACAGGUUGGACGUUUGCUUUCUGAGAGUCAACUGAAAGGAGCCCUAGAUGUCAAUAAAAGGCGGGAUAUUUUUCAGAGAUGUAUCCAAUUGAAAAGGGAAAUAGAUGAAAACAGAAAGGCUCUUAAAAAUUUAAACAAAGGGGAUGAGCCAGCUCCUGUGGGGAACUACAACCAAAGGAAAGAGGACGAAGAAAAUAUUUUGGAAAAGCUUACAAAGCAACUACAAGAACUUGCUUCCACUAUAAGUGGAGAAAAUAUAACUCAAGAUGAAAAAGUUCGGAGUAUUUCCCAGGUUAAAGAAGAGGAAGGAGACUCUGAGGAAUCGGAGGAGGAGGAAGAUGAUGAUGAGGAUAAUGAAGAUGAAGAAAGUGUUGAGGAUGAUGAGGAAACAGAGGAAGAAGAGGAAGAUGACUCUAGUGAUGAACAGCCAAGUAAUAAAGAAUAUAUUGCUGUCGGUGAUUUUGCUGCUCAGCUGAGAGGAGAUCUUGCAUUUAAGAAAGAUGAAAUUCUUCUCAUACUAGAAAAGAAGCCUGAUGGCUGGUGGAUAGCUAAAAAUAUUCAUGGAAAUAAAGGUCUUGUUCCCAAAACCUACUUGGAGCCCUGUGUUAAAAAGGAAGAUGACCAGGAAUACAGUGAAGAGGAAAGUGAAGAAGAUGUGGAAGUGAUAGAUGAAACAAUUAAUGGAACAGAGAUCAAAACACGAACUGAUUCUCAUUGGAGUGCUAUUAGAAAAGCUAUGACAGAGAUUAACACUAUUGAUGUCUUAACUUCUAUGGGAGCUAUUCCUGCAGGGUUUCGACCAUCAAUGCUUUUCCAGCUUUUAGAAGAAGGGAAUCAGUUUCAAGCAAGUUGCUUUUUACAGCCUGAACUUACCCCUUCACAACUGGCUUUUAAAGAUAUGAUAUGGGAUCCUGAAAAAGGCACUAUUAAACCUCGACCAAGCCGUGUAUCAUUGAUUCUAACCUUAUGGAGCUGUAAAAUGAUUCCUCUUCCAGGAGUAAGCCUACAGAUCCUCAGCAGGCACAUACGCCUUUGCCUAUUUGAUGGAAGUAAGGUCCUGAGCAAUAUUCAUACAGUCAGAGCUACAUGGCAACCUAAAAAGCCCAAAACUUGGACCUUUUCUCCACGAGUAACCGGUAUCUUGCCAUGCUUGCUUGAUGGAGAUUGCUUUAUUAGAUCUAAUUCAUCAUCACCAGACCUUGGGAUAUUAUUUGAAGUUGGCAUCUCUUAUGUCCGUAAUUCAACUGGUGAAAAGGGAGAGUUAAGCUGUGGCUGGGACUUCCUGAAACUUUUUGAUGCCAAUGGAAUACCCAUUCCUCCCAAAACCUACGAACUUUACUUGAAUGGUGGCACACCUUAUGAAAAAGGCAUUGAAGUGGAUCCUUCGGUCUCAAGAAGAGUUGCCAGCAGCGUUUUUCAUCAGAUGAUGACAAUGAGGAGACAGCCUCAACUUCUGGUCAAACUGAGAUCUCUAAAUAGAAGGUCAAGAAGCAUAUUGAGUCUACUACCAGAAACAUUAAUAGGAAAUAUGUGCUACAUUCACUUGUUGGUAUUCUAUCGAGAAAUCCUUGGUGAUGUGCUCCUGAAAGACAGGAAAAGCAUGCAAAAUGCUGAUUUAAUUAGUAGUCCAGUACUGGCAACCUUUCCUAAACUCAUGGAGCAACCUGACUUGAUGGAUGCCCUUAGGACUGCAUGGGCUGAAAAAGAAAGUACUUUAAAAAGAUCUGAAAAGAUUCUAAGAUAGCAGAGUGGUAAGGGCUAGACAAUUUGGGUUAAGAGACUUGCCCCAGGUCACACAGCUAUGAAAUGUCUGAAGCCAGACCUGAACCCAGGACUUCCCAACUCCAGGCCUGGCACUGUGCUACCUAGCUGCCCCUCUAUUUAGGAUUCUUCAUUGGUCCAGGUGCUGUGUUCAAAGCCAGGCCUGUGCCCAAGGGAGGUGGGUAGCCAUGUGUAGUGGCUAUUGAAGUCAUCACAUCCUGUGCUCCAUCCACCUGAAAUUGCCACCUGAGUCACUCCUUGGACAUGCUGAAUAGUUUAGUACUUUAUAGCACCUGCGACGUCAUUGUGAGGGAGCCGCCUGGGCCUUCAUACUUGAAUGGGGGUUUCCAUGAGUCCUUGUGAACCUUACAUUCCCUGACCUUGUGGCAAUAAAUGCUGACAAAUUUGGCUCAGGAUCCCUCGGAGGAGGUCCACGUGGGAAGCCUUUCGAGCAGCAUCUGAGCUGGUAUGUGGGCACCAUCCGUUCACGCAGCCUUCUUAGAACCAUCUUCCAUGGAACAUGCACACAGGUAGUCCCUGCAUCAGGGCAACACAGGCUACACCGACCAAGGCUCGCGGCUUCUCCAGACAAGGCAUUGGUCUUGGGCAUGUGUAGCAGAAAUUAAAUGCUCCUGUUAAAGGGUUAGUGGAUUUGUCAUCUGAGAAGAGUCAUAUAUUACACUGUUCUUAGCCAUUAAAAUAAUUUAACACUAAUUUGUUUGAUUUAAUUCCUUUAGAAUAUUAAAUCUUAAAUGUACUACAGCUUCUUAAAAAAAAAAACCCUUAUCUUCUAUUUUAGGAUUAUUACUAUGGAUUAAGGCAGAAGAGCAAUAAGGAAUAGGCAAUAGGGGUUAAGUGACUUGCCCAGGGUCACACAGAUAGGAAGAAUCUGAGGCCAUAUUUGAACUCAGGACCUCCCAUCUCCAGGUCUGGCUUUCCAUCCACUGAGCCUCCCAGCUUCCCCUAUACUAUAGCUUCUUAACUCAUGCCCUUAAAUUUUUAAAAAGAAAACAUUAUGUCUUACAACAUGAUGAUCCUGAUUAAUAACUUUUCAAAACUUUGGAAAAAAUCUUUAGAAAGAAGGUUUCCCCUAAAACUUAAAAUUUUAACAUUAUCAAAGAAGGAAUAUUUCUAUACUCUUACAAAGACUACUAGAAAGAAACAACAAUUAAAAUACUAAGAAGCUGUCUUAAAGGCAUUUUUGUGUGUUCUUUACAAUCUUUCCUCCAUGAAAUGUAAAUAUUAUUUAGUAAUUGAACCCAUUCAUAAAAUGACUCUGCCUCUACUCUGGUAUCUUCAGCCAUAUCUCCACAUGUUUAUGCAUGAUUGAGAGAAGAGUUUCUUUUGAAUUGUUAUUUUGAUGACAUGAAGAUUAGAGCCAGAAUCUCAGCCUUGCCUUGAGGUUCAUCUCACAGCCUCCUAAGAUAUAUUAUUUAACUCUUUAGGCUUUUGUUAAAUAUAUUGACAAGUCUUCUUGAAAAGAAACUUGGACUUGGAUUGAGUUAUUAGCUUUUAUGUGUCAUGCACCCCUUUGGUAGUCUGGUGAAGCUCAUGAAUCUCUUCUUAGAAUAAUGUUUUUAGAUGUACAAAAUAAAAUGUAUAGGAUUAUAAAGAAAAUUAUCAAAAUAUAACUAUCAAAAUAUUUUUUCAAAUCAAGUUCAUAGUCCCAUUUAAAACAUUCUGACUUUGUGACUAUGUGAUUAAGCUUAAAAUAAUUAUAAAACUUACGCUUCAAAGCCAUAGUCUAAAGUAUCAAACUCAAAUAGAGAUGGUGCCACUAAACCAUACAUAAGGAUCCUGUGGACUUCACUUACUUAGUUUUAAAAUGUAAUACCCUUCAUGUUUUAUUAUAUUUUUAUUUAUUUUGUAAAAUAUUUCCCCAUUACAUUUUUCUUUUUCUUUUUUUUAAACCUGUACUGUCCAUUUUGGGAUUAAUCCUGUGUAUUGGGUACAAGGCAGAAGAGUAGCAAGGGCUAGGCAAUGGAGGUCAAGUGACUUGCCCAGGGUCACACAUUCAACUAGGAAGUGUGUGAGGUCAGAUUUGAACCCAGGACCUUCUAUCUCUAGGCUUGCCUCUCAAUCCAUUGAGCCAUUUAGCUGCCCCCUACAUUUUUUUCCCCUCAAUAUAGUGUAUCAAAGUUAAGGGAUUUUCCCAGGCUCACACAAUUGAAAAGUAUCCAGAAGCCAGAUUUGAACCUCAGUCCUUUGGACUCCAGGCUAGUGCUCUAUCCACUGUAUUACCUACCUGCCCCUCCCAAAUACAUUUUAAUCUGGUUUGGACAACAAUUGGGAAUGUUGUGGGCCUAUUGGCUACACGUUUGGUCUAAAGUAUACUGUAAUACCACCAAGGGUAGGACAGAGAGUAGGAAACCCUUGGUGGCUAGGGGGCAGGCAGCAUAAUGAUCAAAUAAAGUCUCUAUGUUUUAG